Messenger RNA from Coniophora puteana RWD-64-598 SS2, 2371 nucleotides. RefSeq lists its product as uncharacterized. The transcript has 4 exons. The record is from RefSeq and is a predicted model, not a curated record. The coding region runs from base 1 to 2265 and encodes 754 amino acids. Lineage: Eukaryota; Fungi; Basidiomycota; Agaricomycetes; Boletales; Coniophoraceae.
AUGUCCUUUCCUAAGCUGACAACCCCUGCACCCGAGGGUCCAACUCUCAUGCCUCCGUCGGUCGAACAUUCGAAGGCUCAGCGCCAACAGCGACAGCAAUCGCGCUUUCGCGAUCGAGGAGGUACAUUUACACCAGCCCCCACAAACACCCUGGUCAAUAUCCUCCUCGCACGCGGCAUCACCGGAAGGUCUCCCUCUCCGAAGCGCCCGCGUCGCUCCCUCAUUCCCCCUGUCACCACUUCCCCAGACGCCCGUGACCGUCGUGCAACUCCCCUACGCACCUCGCCGCGCAAGCAAGCUACUGUACCGCGCAAAUCCGGCACGUCAAGGAAGUCCAUAGGCGCUACUGCCCUGGAGAGGGUGGAGUCUCCGGUUUCGCCCAUCAAGACCGCCGUUUCUGCGAAGAAGAAGCGCAAGUCCGACGCGCGAGAGAAGGAGGAGGUAGAUGAGGAUGGGCAGGUGGCGAAGAAGAGGCGCGUCGGGAUCACCAAGGCAGGGGCGAAGGGAAAGAAGGCGCGCGGGAAGAAGGCGGCUGCCCAGGCGGAUGAUUCUGACGAUGAUAUGACCCUCGUCGAUUCGGCAGCUGAAGCGGGUUCCUCCCGUAAAGCCACUGCCUCGAAAUUGAAGUCGACAACAUCGAAAUCUACGAAGAACAAAACCAAGGCCAAAGUCCUAGGUAGUGGAACCUCCACGAAUUCAAAAUCUACGAAACCCAAGGACAAAGCACCAGCCAAGAAAGCUCCCCGUGAAGUCGAAUCCGAAGAUGAAGACGAUGAUGCGCUCCCUGCGUCGAAAGCCAAAGCGGCUACGAAGGGCAAGGACAAGGAAAGGAACGUCGAAUCAAAACCCAAGAAGCGCCCACGCACCGCCGAGUCCGAUGAUGAGGACUCGAGGGCGGACCGGCCACCUGUCAAACAUGCUCGCGCAAGCGAUGAUAGCGACGAUGACACUCCUCAACCCCCGCCCUCUACAUCGAAGUCUAAAGAUGUUCCUUCCGCUAAGGCCAAGUCGAAAGCAAGUACGGAGUCUAAGUUAGCGGCAAAAACCAAGUCAUCGUCUGUUAGCAAGGGCAAGAAGAAUGCAGCGCAGCCCGACCCGGAGAGUUCUGACGAUGAGCCUGCUGUCGUCCACAAGAAAGCCUCCAAAUCUGCCUCGGAUAUGCCUUCGAUUGCUCCCGCUUCGACCUCGGAACGUGCACGCGCACCCUCUCCGCCCACGCCUGCACGAAAUCGCAACCCUGAGCCCAAGUCAGAUGGCAAAACUUCAACCAAAGCCGCCGUGAAGAAGCGUGGAGCGGCCAGCGCUAGUAACGACGAGAGAGGGACUGAGGAGGAGCGGGUGGAUGCCGGGGGUCGCAAGACCAAGGAGGGCAAGGCUGUGGCUGCGGAGAAGGAGGGCGCCAGGGAGGCAAAGAAGCAGAGAGAGCUGUCGAUUAUUCAAGAGGCGGACGAAGACGAGGAAGAGCAGGACGAGCCUGCACCGAAGCCCAAGGCGACGACCGCGCCCGUGCCCGCACCUGUACCUGCUCCUGUGACUCGCGAAGAGGCGAAGUCCAAGGUCAAGAGCAAAGCCAACGGCAAGGGCAGGAGCAAGGAGCAAGAUGUCGCAGAGCCGGAAGCAGAGCGACCACGUUCCCCCUCUCCACCUCCCGAGCCAGUGCUUAAACUCGCGUCGAAGUCACGAGCGAAGAAAGCUACUUUGGCUGCUACUGCAGACGAUCAGGAGAAGCCCACCAAGAAGAAGCGCUCGAAGGCGAAGGCGGAUGGCGAGUCAUCUCAUCGCCGCGAGGACGAGGGCGCAGAGCCUGAGGAGUCCGACGCCGUUCCAGCGCUGAGCAAGGCGGCGUCGAAGUCGAGCAAGGGCAAGGGUAAAGCUAAAGAGACUACGAGGUCCGUUGAUGCGGACGAAGAACCCUCAGCCGGCGACCUCGUCCCCGAAUCCGAGCCCGAGCCCAAGUCAAACGCAAAGUCAAAGGCAUCGUCGCGAAGGAAGCCUGCCUUGAAGACCAAGAAACCCGUCUCAUCUUCUGGUGCCGAGAAGCCCCCGUCGCGCGCGAAGAAACCUUCAUCGUCGCUCGGCGUCGGCAAGCCCUCAGGUGGGAAAGGCGGGAAGAAGCCAGUGUCGUCGUCAGGGGCCAUACCCAGAUCGCGGGCCCCGAGCCGUGGGCUACCGCCAGAAGUAAGGGCACGGAUUGCGUCGGGCACGACGCAGGCGCGCGGGGACGAGACGGACGGCGAGCCAGAUCCGAUUGAUUUUUUGUCGUAGAUGUAGACAUGUUCAGCUUUCUUUCCAAGUCUCCCAGUUCUGAGAACACUCUCGUUUAUCAUUGAGCACCAUUGGACAAUCAUGUAUUUAUCACUGCCGUGCAAAC